GUUGGUUUUAUCGUUUCUCAGCAGGCGUUUAGAGUUCUCGAGGGGAGUUUUCUUACAAAGCCGCUCUGUUUUCGCCUCUCUGAAGACGACGCCUGCGAUUGGCCGCGCGUCACGUGACCUCACAGCUGAUUUCGUUGGAUGAAGUGUUUUGCUUUUGUAGCCAUUUCUGGUUAGCAAUCCCGUAGGGUAGCGUAGCAGUCAUUGUUGUGACUUUUUAACGGCGCUACUAUGGCACAGGCGGCACAGGCUAAUGCCUUUGAUGCAAACAACUCUCCAAUCCGGGUGGAACACGAUAAGAAGCGUCGGCAGUUUGUCAUAAGGCUGAAUGGAUCCCAUGAUCGUGCGGUCCUUCUGUACGAGUAUGUUGGAAAAAAGACGGUGGACCUGCAGCACACCGAAGUUCCAGAUGCUUAUAGAGGGAGAGGAAUCGCCAAACACCUUGCCAAAGCAGCCAUGGAUUUUGUGGUGGAAGAGGACCUGAAAGCUCACCUGACCUGCUGGUACAUUCAGAAAUACGUGAAAGAGAAUCCUCAGCCUCAAUACUUUGAACAUAUUUACCAAUGAUCCUGCAUGGCGGUGAAGGAAGGUGGCAAAAUGGACUCCAAGGAGAGAAAUACUGCGUGGCGGCAUGCUUUGGAGUUACAGGAGAACACGCGACAAAGGACCUUCUAGGCAUGGUUAAACACAACACUGACUGAAUCCAGAGAAAUAGCUGAAUCUCGAACCAUAGACGCCUGUGAGCUGAACGUUUGAUCAACCGAUAAGACAGCUCUCUGCAUAAACAUGAGGAUACACACUGGCCACAGGCAGGAGGGGAAUCAGCCUAUCACGACUUGUACAAACAAAGCAACCAAAGGUGAAGCCUGUUACCUCAGACAGAAACUUCCAGGACCCAACACUGACAGAGCAGAUUUGAGUCAAAUGUUACAGUGUGUUGCAGAUUUCUGUCCUCAACUGGACUCACUGGUCAUGAGCAGCAGUACGAGGUGACCACCCCUGGUGUUUUUGUCUUUGACUCCACUGAUGCUCAAAUACUCGUGUCUUUUUUGUUUUAUGUAAAUUGCAACCUCUCUUUUUCAUUUUUUUUCCUAUUCUUUGCAAAUAAUUCAAUUUAACCCCUUCUUCUCAAGUUUUUAGAAAAUAUGUUUCUCAGAACUGAUAUGCUAGUGUAGAAGGUUUUGUAUGCAAAAAGGCUUAAAAACAACAACACAAAUCUAAAUUUUUUUUGUAAGUGACAAAGUGGGAAAGCCGAAUCUGAAUUUUACCAAUAUUCCUCCCCACAGAGCCUUGUUAUAAACAUCACUCCAUCUACUUUCAUUCCUCUUCCACAUAACAAAAAUGAAGUUAUUCCAGUCAUAUAUCAAUUCGCCGAGCGAUCAAAGGUGUAGAAAACGGUGACGAUGUCUGCCUCAAGAUAACUCUCGCUGUUUCCAUUGUACAUUAAAUGUUACAGGCAUUGCUGAUAAACGGGGUCCUGGUGUGGUGUGACACAUCAGCGUGUGUAUGUAUAGAUGUCUCUGUUCGAACCAGCAACAAAAACAGCACUGUUCUUUUCAGGGCAUUCACAUUUUUGUGGUGUCAGACGGCCCUUUGUCCUGUCAUUGAGGAAAUGCACUGGGUGGCUGUGGCUGUUUUGUUAUUUGAUCCAUAUUUCCUCUUACCCACAAGGCUUUUCUGCCCAGCUGAUAUCAAAAUGAUAAAGAUCUCUGUUAAAAAUAAAAAUAAAAUAUCCCCCCCCCCCCCCUUUUUUUUUGUACUCUUUCAAGAGGUUUUGCUGUUGACAAUCUUAAGUGUUGAGGAGAAAAAUAUACCUCAGGUAACUCGGCACACUCUGGCAGGACAAUGCAGAUUCUUUCUGCUGUGCUCACCUCGAGUUAAUUGCAGGAAUUUCCCUUUUGUUAAACUUCCCCUUGGGUGGAACACACCUAAGGAUAGGCCAAGGUAUUCGAGGUAUUAUUUCAUUCUGUGUAUGUGUGUUUUGUCUAAAUUUGUGUGUUUCCUUGGAAGGAAGCAAAUGUCUCAUUUGAGCGAGUGGCUCUCACAGAGGCAUCAAAAUCCAAACCUUAUUACACUGUUUUGUGAUUUGGACUUUUUUUUCUGUACUUGCUGUCAAUAAAUGCAUAAAUAAAUCAAAUACACAUCA
Molecule: messenger RNA, 2143 nt
Organism: Oreochromis niloticus (Nile tilapia)
Lineage: Eukaryota; Metazoa; Chordata; Actinopteri; Cichliformes; Cichlidae
Gene: natd1
Product: protein NATD1
Exons: 3
Coding region: 229-564 (111 amino acids)
Source: RefSeq, a predicted model, not a curated record